AUGAAGAGAAACAAGAAAUCAUCUCUUCUGUUUGUUUUGUUCUUUCUGUUUAUUCUGUCCGUCACAUUUUCAAUAAUGUCGGUCGAGGCAAGAAAGCAUCACACAAAGAAGAGCAAACAUCAGAAGAAAGAUAAAGGAGGCUCAGCCGAUUCAGGAUUUGCAGGACCUGCACCUGCACCUCCUCCAGCCCCUCUUCCUUCUUGUGGUUCGAAUGCUACUCAGUUAAACAUAUUCGAUAUUUUGUCGUUUGGAGCUAAGGGGGAUGGAGUCCGUGAUGAUUCAGAGGCUCUUCUCGCUGCAUGGAAAGCUGCGUGCAAGGUACCAGGAGCUACAUUAGAAAUCCCAUCAGAGUUCAAGUUCCUCAUCAAGCCCAUAACACUGCAAGGUCCCUGCAUGCCUCACCUUGUUCUUCAGAUAGAUGGAACCCUCUUAGCACCCCCAGAAGUAGGUUCAUGGCCAAAAUCCAGUUUGUUUCAGUGGUUGAAUUUUAAAUGGGUACAAAACUUCACCAUUCAAGGUAGAACUGUUGAUGGUCAAGGCCCUCAAUGGUGGACGGCAUCUUCACUCUAUUACACUCCGAAGAAACUCAAACACAUUCCAGAUUUGAAACCAACUGCUUUGAGAUUCUAUGGAAGCUAUAAUGUCACAGUUCGAGAUAUCAAAAUCAUAAACAGUCCUCAAUGCCAUAUGAAAUUUGACAACUCCGCCGGGGUCAAAGUCGAUAAUAUAAAGAUUUCUUCUCCAGAAAACAGCCCAAACACUGACGGCAUUCACCUUCAAAACACACGAGAUGUAGAAAUUCAACAUUCUAAUAUCGGGUGUGGAGAUGACUGUGUAUCAAUACAAACUGGGUGCUCAAACAUUCACAUUCAUCAUAUCAAUUGUGGCCCCGGACAUGGUAUAAGUUUAGGAAGUCUUGGGAAAGACAAGAGUGUUGGUUGCGUCUUUGACAUUCUUGUGGAGAAAAUCUCAGUGCAGAAUACAUUAGCUGGAGUUAGAAUAAAGACAUGGCAGGGGGGUAUUGGAUCUGUCAAGAACGUGUCAUUUUCAAAUAUUCAAGUGUCUGAUGUCAAGGUGCCUAUAAUAAUUGAUCAAUAUUAUUGUGAUAAACAUUUCUGCAAGAAUCAAACAGGAGCAGUGGCGAUAUCUGGUGUUAAAUACGAUCAGAUAAUUGGAACAUAUUCAGUGCAGCCAAUUUAUCUAGCAUGUAGUAAUGAUAUUCCGUGCACAGAUGUCGAUCUAAUCGAUAUUCAGUUGAAGCCGUCUCCAAAAUUUCGAGGUUUUCACCAGGCUUUGUGCUGGAAUUCAUAUGGAAAAUCAAAGGCUCCUUUGGUUCCUUCGAGUAUUGACUAUUGCUUGAGAAGGGAUAGUGGUUCAAUAAUGAAAAGAGUAGCUAGAUCUCAUGAGCAUGUGUGUUAGCA
Pistacia vera is the source of this 1421-nucleotide messenger RNA. Its product is annotated as polygalacturonase At1g48100-like. The record is from RefSeq and is a predicted model, not a curated record. Gene Ontology annotation, biological process: carbohydrate metabolic process. Gene Ontology annotation, molecular function: polygalacturonase activity. NCBI's taxonomy places the organism in Eukaryota, Viridiplantae, Streptophyta, Magnoliopsida, Sapindales, Anacardiaceae.